AUGCACUUCCAUUCAGGCACUCUGAACUCUACAGCUCAAAAGCUUGUUCGACAGUGGUGUCCACGAAUGGCUAAGGCACCCAAGAGUAUCUAUGUCAGCACAAGUAGGCGCCGAAUAACCUAUACCAAUCCAAGUGUUGGUGCCGCCGCCCUUGCUGAGAGUGGGUAA
Fusarium odoratissimum NRRL 54006 is the source of this 168-nucleotide messenger RNA. RefSeq lists its product as uncharacterized. Bases 1 to 168 code for a protein of 55 amino acids. The record is from RefSeq and is a predicted model, not a curated record. Lineage: Eukaryota; Fungi; Ascomycota; Sordariomycetes; Hypocreales; Nectriaceae. The transcript is spliced from 2 exons.